AGUGAUUCUCCUGCCUCUGACUCCCUACUAGCUGGGAUUACAGGCAGCUUCCAGCAAGCCUGGCUGUUUUUGUAUUUUUAGUAGAGACAGGGUUUGACCAUGUUGGCCAGACUGGCCUUGAACUCCUGACGUCAGGUCGUCCAUCUGCUUCGGCCUCCUAAAGUGCACACUGUUCUAUUUGCAGAGUGAAGUAUGAGUGGGAGAGAAAGAAAACAUAGACCAAUGCGACAUGUGCGACUUGUUCAGCUGACCAGGCCUGACGAACCCAGUGUGCCAAAGCCUCAACGAGAAGAAACACCAGCUGAAAGUCACGAUCAUACACCUGGUCAGAAGAGUGAAGAAGAUCAGGGUGUAGCUGAGAUUCAAGGUGCUUGGAAGGUGCCUGGCCUGGAACCUGAUCUCCAGGAGUUGUCUCAGUCAAAGACUGAGGAUGAAUGCAGAGUUGGUCCUGAUGUAGAGGGAAAGAGUGUACCAAAAUCAGAGCAAUACAAAAUGCCAGAAGGAGGCGAGGGAAAACCACAGGAUUAAACGAAGACAAGCUGAAAGAAUGCAAACUGAAUUCAUCCGAGAUAUUUUACUUAAAAAAAUCUCAAUGUGGGUGUAGGGGAGAAAGGAAACAAAACACACUGCCAUGUGUGUACCUAUGCAACUGUCUUGCACGUUCUGCACAUGUACCCCAAAACCUAAAAUGCGAUAAAAAAAUUUU
This is a messenger RNA of Callithrix jacchus (white-tufted-ear marmoset), 706 nucleotides long. NCBI's taxonomy places the organism in Eukaryota, Metazoa, Chordata, Mammalia, Primates, Cebidae. The record is from RefSeq and is a predicted model, not a curated record.